This is a messenger RNA of Leptosia nina, 372 nucleotides long. The record is from the annotation of a GenBank genome assembly. Lineage: Eukaryota; Metazoa; Arthropoda; Insecta; Lepidoptera; Pieridae.
AUGGAGAAGACGUGGCCUAAAGCCUACGAAUUCGGUUACUCAGUCAAAGACGCCACAUCAGGCAAUGAUUACGACCGACGUGAGAUGUCUGAUGGAAACGAAGUGCGUGGAGAAUACAGAGUACAGUUGCCUGAUGGAAGAACACAAAUUGUUACUUAUCACGCAGACUGGCAAACUGGCUUCCACGCUGAUGUGAGAUAUGAAGGAGAGGCACAUUAUCCAGAAAACAAUAACUUAGGUUCAGGUUACAACAAUGGUUAUAACUACAAUGCGCCAGAUUUUUCUGGAUCACUCACCGGUUUCCAUGGCAACGGGCAGCAGCUACCGAAACCUUCGUACGGCCCCCCCAUCAUUUCAUUGAUUAGAUUGUAA